AAUUUCUGAGGGGGCCAGAGCCCAGACAUUUUACCAACCUCCAUUAGCACCAGUCCAGCAAGAUUGCACAGCCCCCUUCUUUUUCUUCACAAUUUUCCCCAUCUCCAUUCUUGACUUUUGAUAACAUCAAGAAAACAAAAAAAGCACAAAAAUAAGAAGAAAGUAAACCCACUAAGAAAUUUUCUUUUUUUCCUUAUUUCUUGUUCAUUGCUUAAGACCAAAGAAUUGCAGAGAAAGGCCAAAAAAAAAAAAAAGUUGCAGGUAAAGAUGAAUUUUAUUUCCGUAUUGGAAGUGCAGAGGUUGAAAUGGAUGCUUUGACAAAUACCCAUUUGCUUAUUUCACUUGUAAAUGCAACUUUGUAGAUCAUUAGCCUCCUGGAUUUCACAUAUCUUUGCUUGCAUGGGCCAUGUAUAAUAUAUGUUGUUUAAGGAUUGAAAUAGAGGCACGUUUUCGAAGUAUUCCUUUGUGUUCUGCUUUUGGGUUUCUUGGAGAAUAUCUUCGAGCCAUCCUUGGUACGAUGAUGGAAAAGUUGAAGGAGACAUGGAGGGCACUUCUUAAUAGCAGAAGUUGUCUUGGGUGCUGUGUAAAGCCUCCACAUGUUAUUUCAGUGGAUAGGCCAUCCAAAGGACAGAAAGUUCAGGGUCAACGCUUGAGGAAACGCAGUUCAAGGGACGACUUUUGGAGCAGUAGUGCUUGUGAGAUGGAGAAUAGUGCAUUUCAUUCACAACGAAGCGCCUCAUCAAUUAGUACUUCAAAUCAGGGCCUUCAAGCUCAUAGUAGUUCCAGCACCGCAAACAACAAUUCUGAAUUUGUAAAUCAUGGUCUAAUUCUUUGGAGUAAAACUAGGCAAGAAUGGAUUGGAAAUAAAACACCUCAGAAGCGUACUUCACCUCGAGAAUCGAAACUAAGCUUUGAUGCGAGUUACGAAACUUUGCUGGGGACCAACAAGCCUUUUCCUCAGCCAAUCCCUCUAUCUGAAAUGAUAGACUUUCUUGUUGACGUCUGGGAACUGGAGGGACUGUAUGAUUGAGCUGCUAUUUAACUGAUCUUAUCCCACCCCCCCUCAAAAUCAUUACAUUUCUGUUUGUAAAGUCUACAGAAACCAGGGCAGAAAGGGUGAAAACAAUCAUGUUCAUUCUCAGUAUUUAAAAUUAGAAUACCUGAUAGUUUUUAAAAUGAAGGAGGGAGGACCUUUGUUUAUUUUGCUAAUAAACGAAUUUAUUUUCAAGAAAAGUGAUUUCCAAGCAUCCAAUGAACUCCUCUAGAUGAAAUCUCGUGAGAUUGAGGAAGACAUUACACAUCUGUGUUCUAAGUGCAUGAUGCCUAUGGUUUUGACUGUUUCAGCCAGUCGUAGUGAUUUUAAAGAAUAUUUCCAUCUUCCCGUAAAGAGAGACGAGAUUCACAGAAUACAGUAGUCAACCUGUCUGACUUUGGUCUGAAUUCGGACACCUGGUUUUUAAUCUUUUAUUAGAGAUAAAAUUUUACUCGAUUGGAGAUUAUAAAAUAUUACUCCCUCUGUUUCAUUUGA
Lycium barbarum (goji berry) is the source of this 1528-nucleotide messenger RNA. RefSeq lists its product as uncharacterized. Lineage: Eukaryota; Viridiplantae; Streptophyta; Magnoliopsida; Solanales; Solanaceae. Bases 407 to 1030 code for a protein of 207 amino acids. The record is from RefSeq and is a predicted model, not a curated record. The transcript has 7 exons.